UCAAGCUAUGCGUCGCAAUCAGGAACUUGGGGCAAAGAUGUUGGCCAUUGCAAUUUCAGAACUUUGCUCGUGUCACCAGGCCAAAGCCAGACAAUGAGACACACAACCCCAACAAGGCGAAUCGGCAGAAGUUACCAAAAAGCACGGCAGCCUCGUUGCAGCUUCCUUGUUCUUCGCGCGCCUUGUUGUUUUUAUUAGAUCACAGCAGGAGUGGUGCUAAAGAGGGCGAGAGUGAAGGAGCUAGCAGGCAACAAGCCAACAAUGGCGGCACCUUCUGUGCUCGCCUUCUUGCCGCUUCUGCUCCUGGCAGCCUUCUCAGCAGCAUCAACCUCAGCGCACCGCAUCCCCAAUCCUUUCCCGCCAAUCAUUCCCCUGCAUCUUCAGGCUCUUCGGCAGCAGCAGCAGCAGCAGCGAGUGAGCAGCUCGGACGCCAAGCUCGUCACCGCGGCCGCCGCCGAUGCUGGCACCAACAGCACGGCGCAGCCGUUCACGACACACUACUUCCCGCAGGAGCUGGACCACUUCACCUUCACGCCCAACGCGUCAAUGGUCUUCCGUCAGAAGUACCUUGUCAACGACACCUUCUGGCGGAGGCCCAGCGGCGGCAACGGCACCGCCGGCGCCGGGCCGCUGUUCGUGUACACCGGCAACGAGGGCGACAUCGAGUGGUUCGCCACCAACACCGGCUUCAUGUUCGACAUCGCGCCCAAGUUCGGCGCCCUCCUCGUCUUCAUUGAGCAUCGGUUCUACGGGGAGUCACUGCCGUUUGGAAAUGACUCCUACAACUCAGCGGAGACACUGGGUUACUUGACGUCAACUCAGGCUCUCGCCGAUUUCGCCAUCCUCAUCACCAGUCUUAAGCAGAACCUCUCAGCUAAGACCGCCCCCGUAGUGGUUUUCGGCGGCUCCUAUGGCGGCAUGCUGGCUUCUUGGUUCAGGCUCAAGUAUCCCCAUGUCGCAAUUGGGGCCCUGGCAUCGUCUGCACCAAUCCUGCAGUUCGACUACAUAACACCAUGGAGCAGCUUCAGUGAUGCCAUCUCACAAGACUACAAGUCUGAGAGCUUGAACUGCUUCAGUGUGAUCAAGGCAACCUGGGAUGUGCUCGAUGAGAGGGGAGCCAAUGACAGAGGGCUCCUGGAGCUCAGUAAACUGUUCAGAGCCUGCAAGACCUUGAAGUACGCUGAUUCAAUUGCAGGCUGGCUACAGACAGCAUUCGUCUACACUGCCAUGGUGGACUAUCCAACACCGGCCAAUUUCCUGAAGAAUUUGCCUGCCUACCCCGUCAAGGAGAUGUGCAAGAUCAUCGACGGGUUCCCCGCAAACGCGGACAUCCUGGAAAAGGUGUUCGCAGCGGCGAGCUUGUAUUAUAACUUCACAGGAGACCAGACUUGCAACCAGAUAGAGUAUGACGACGACAGCUCCAGUUCUCUUGGCCUCAGUGGCUGGGGGUGGCAGGCUUGCACAGAGAUGAUCAUGCCGAUGUCGGACUCAAACGAGAGCAUGUUCCCACCGGAUACCUUCAGUUACGAGGACACGUCCAAUACCUGUUUCCAGUUGUACGGGGUUCGGCCCAGGCCACAUUGGAUCACCACUGAAUAUGGUGGAUAUAAAAUUGAUAAGGUGCUGAAGAGGUUUGGGAGCAACAUCAUCUUCUCCAACGGAUUGCGAGACCCAUGGAGUCGAGGCGGGGUGCUCAAGGACAUCUCAUCCAGCAUCGUCGCACUUGUCACAGAGAAAGGGGCUCAUCAUUUGGACCUGAGAUCUGCAACCAAGGAUGAUCCAGACUGGGUUAUAGAACAAAGGAGACAAGAAGUUGAGAUCAUACACGGAUGGAUAGAUCAGUAUCAUCAAGACAUGGCGCAAGCAUCCUAAAGGCGCUAUUGCUGUGUUACAGUCAAGUAAAGUUAACGUCUGGUCUGUGAAAAAAAUAAAAAGGAAAAAUUCCUUAUAACUCACAGGACGAUCACAGUGACAUUGGCAAAGUAAGAUGACAAAUGGUGAAAGCCGAUUCAGUUAUUUCACUUAUCAACAGAAACUGUAAAACUUAAACACUCCUGGACAAAUCAUGAAUGAGAGGUUGCUUAAUGCUUAGUUUCUGUUUCUGAAACUGCACAAGUAUUUCUUCAGAUGCAAUACUGAAAAAUAACAUAAUUGCUAUACAAUGCUUGGUAAAUUUUUCCC
This is a messenger RNA of Sorghum bicolor (sorghum), 2181 nucleotides long. Its product is annotated as lysosomal Pro-X carboxypeptidase. Gene Ontology annotation, molecular function: dipeptidyl-peptidase activity; serine-type exopeptidase activity. NCBI's taxonomy places the organism in Eukaryota, Viridiplantae, Streptophyta, Magnoliopsida, Poales, Poaceae. The transcript is spliced from 10 exons. The record is from RefSeq and is a predicted model, not a curated record. Bases 262 to 1872 code for a protein of 536 amino acids. Gene Ontology annotation, biological process: proteolysis.